Molecule: messenger RNA, 1935 nt
Organism: Camellia sinensis
Lineage: Eukaryota; Viridiplantae; Streptophyta; Magnoliopsida; Ericales; Theaceae
Product: tRNA/rRNA methyltransferase (SpoU) family protein
Biological process (GO): tRNA guanine ribose methylation
Molecular function (GO): RNA methyltransferase activity; RNA binding
Source: RefSeq, a predicted model, not a curated record
CCCUUACUUCCCCACCUCAGUUGCUUCCUUGAUUUUUCCCACCUCAUUCUGAUAAAUUUUUGUUUAUAAUCGCGUGUCUGAUAAAUUAAGGAACAAAAACAGGACAGAGACAAAAAACUACAAAUCGAGCUGCAUACUAUCUUAUUGCCAUUCCUAUGCAUAUUUUUCUCCUCCACACCUCUACUACCUUUCUCUAUUUCCUUCCAACAGAUUUUUUUUCCCAAAGCCAAAAGCUCUAACGAGAUGAAUGAAGGGCAUAAACUGCAACAUGUUAAAUAGUGUGGGUUUUAUAUGCAAAAAUUAAAAAUCCAGAAUUUUUGUAAUUUUUUCUAGUAAAUGUUUCCAGGCAAACGGUGUCGUUUAGGGUUCUGCCGCCACACCGUUUUAUCCUCUUCAAUCGCCAUCCUCAUCAUCAUCUCUCUCCGCAAUGAGCGCCUGCAAAACCCUAGCUCGUUCAUCUUUCUCUUUUCUGGAAUUCAAUCUUCGUAUCAACAAUGGACCUAGCUUCUCUUCACUCUCUCUACCACACCCUCUUUCUAUCCCUUCCACCAAUUCCUCCAAUUUCUGGUUCUCAUCUCUCUCCUCACGAAAUCGAGGGUUUAGAGAUCUUGGACCUUACAAGCCUCCCUCAAGAUGUUACGGUUGCGUUGAAAGAGCCGUUAUUGAUUGCAAUGACGACGAGACAGUUACUUCGAAUUUGGUCGUAGAACCACCAGAGGACUCGUCGAAAGACACUGUGGAAGAAUUGCUAUCGAACAAGGAUGACGUUUCGAGAUUGAUGAAGAUGGAACGCAGACCUGAAGUUGAGAAUGGAGCUCAAUUUACUCAGCCGAAGCGUUGGUUUCCUUAUCUGAAUACGUUUAAGGCGGGAGGUACAGUUUUGAGUAGUGGUCAAGUGUUGGAAGCUCUGAAUCCCUAUAUAAUGGAGACGAGGAAGGAGAGGUUUAGGAAUGCUGUGAAGAAUCGGAGCUAUUCUGUCUGUUUGGUGGUUGAAGGUUUGAAUGAUUUUGGGAAUGUUUCGGCUGCGUUUCGGUCUGCCGAUGCGCUAGGGUUUCAGUCGGUUCAUGUGGUUUCGUGUGACAGCUCCAAAAGGUACAGAGACAAUCGCCAUGUUAGUAAGGGAGCUGAGAAAUGGUUAGAUAUUGAACUUUGGAACUCUACCCAGGACUGCUUUAAGGUUUUGAAAUCCCGGGGUUAUCGCAUUGCUACAACUCAUGUUGGAAUAGAUGCGGUUUCCAUUUUUGAUAUGGAUUGGUCAUGCCCAACAGCAAUAGUUGUUGGAAACGAAACUAGGGGGAUAAGUGAUGAGGCUCUGGAGUUGUCAGAUUUGCGUUGCAGUAUUCCAAUGAAUGGUAUGGUGGAUUCCUUUAAUGUUUCAGUUGCUGCAGGCAUUCUCAUGCACCAUGCUGUUUGUGACAGAACAACCCGCCUGGGUCGUCAUGGUGAUCUAACGCUGGAAGAAAGCCAAAUCCUACUAGCGGAAUUCUCUCUGCGUCACAGCAAGAGCGCAAUUAGCAUAGCACAUGAGUUUGCAAAGAGGAAGGCAGCCCAACCCUUGCCAAAGCUUUGAUGGAGACUUUAGCUGUCCAACUCUAUGGGCAGACAAUAGUUCCAAGCUAUGAUUUCUGGACAUCAUACAGCGGAUUUGGGAGGUCCAGUUGGAUGGAUGUAGCUGCUGAGUGUACAAUUACAUGUUGCUCCUCUAUUGACAAAAAAUUAUUGAUGUGAUUCAAUUAGUACUGGUUGGUUCGUAUUGCAGAUGCAAUGUUAUAUUCUUGAUGUACAAGAAAUUAUUUUCCUCUACAGAAGAUCUAAAUUGCUUUCUGCUGAGAUGUUGAGAAAACUGUACAUCGGAGAAGAGUGUAGAGGCAAAAACUGGCUUUGUGUCAAUAGUUUGUUUACAAUAUUAGCAAUCGUUGAUGAUGGUGGUGAGAA